UGAUGGCGUUGCUAUGCGAAUUUGCAUAUUUACAUACAUUUUGCAUAUUCGUCGCGAAACUGCGCGAAACACCCGAGCAAAUAUGAAUUAACGGAAAUAUCGUCCGCAACUUUGGGACGCUUGUAGAGAACGCCUGAGAAAUUUAAUGUAUCUACAACGAUGGCGUCGGGCAAGGAACAAUAUCGACUUGAACAAGAAGCGUUUGUUUCUAAUCAUGGAGGUACGACACCGCAAGAGGUAAUUUUCACGCUUUUACCGAACGUUUGCGGCAUCUUAUUGACAACGACGACUUUGGGAGUCCUUAGGAAAUACAUCCACAAGAAUGUAAGAGUUGUCAUAGAAUUUCUAUUAAUUGUUAUCCCGACUAUUUUGUGCUGUACCGUACUAUCGGAACACAUCGGUAGUGUAUGUAUCGUAAUGAUAACUAUCUCUGCAUUAAAUAUAAUGUUGUUAGGAAGUAAGGGCACCCAUUUUUCUAAUUUAGAUAUGCGGCCGGUUAUCGGUAAAAGGCCUUUUAUAACAAACUUUCGCGCAUUAACUAAUAUUAUAACAGCGAUUUGUAUAUUAGCUGUCGACUUUCGAAUCUUUCCACGAAAGUUUGCCAAGACAGAAGUGUUUGGGUAUAGUUUAAUGGAUACAGGUGUCGGGCUUUUUAUAUUAGCCAAUGCUUUAGUUGCACCAGAAGCUCGAGACUUUUCCACUUAUCGCCAAGCGGGAUUUCAAGAGACUCUAAUGAAAAAUAUAAAAAAUUGUUUCCGAAGCUGUGUACCUCUUUUGAUGUUAGGUUUUGGGCGUUUUGUAGCAGUCGAGCAUAUAGGAUAUCAGAAGCAUGUCACUGAAUAUGGCAUUCAUUGGAAUUUCUUUAUAACUUUAGCUGUUGUUAAGUUAUUUACUAGUAUGAUUACCAGUACGAUUAGCUCAAAGUAUUCGCUAUUCUCAGGUGUUUGGAUAUUGGGUAUGCAUGAGUAUAUUAUGAGCACAAAAGGUUUAAAGACAUGGGUUUUAAGAGACAGUCCAAGAGAUGAUUUUUUCUCUGCCAAUCGAGAGGGCUUAGUUUCUGUACCCGGUUAUGUCGGUCUGUAUUUUAUUGGUGUAGCUGUUGGAAGAUUAAUCCAUUCCACAUACCAAAAUUCACAUACAAAAUUGAAUAUGAAUAUUUCUGUAAAAUUAUAUGGUUUUGAAUUUGAAGCAAGUUACAAUGAGUCCAUGUUGUUAUGCAUUAAAUUAUCUUUGAUAUCUGCACAAGCUUGUAUCGCAACAUUAUUAUAUGAUUCAUACUCAAAGAUUUCAAGAAGAUUAGCCAAUGCUGGAUAUUGUAUGUGGAUAUUGACUUUGACAACUACACUACUUACUCAGUUAUUACUUGUAGAAAUUGUGUUAGAUAUAACUAAUUAUGCAGCAAGUGAACCAUGCAAUGAUAGCAAAACAAAAAAAUUAAGUAAAAACUUGCGAUUAAAUUUAAAGAAAAAUAUUGAGAGUGAUAAGAAAGAAAAUAAAGAAUGUGUAGUUAAGAGAUCUUUGGAAAUUUGUGAUGCUGUAAAUUACAAUGGUCUGUUUUUCUUCCUUCUUAGUAAUGUUUUGACUGGUCUUGUCAAUAUGUUGGUGUACACAUUAUAUGCAAAACAAUUGGUAGCUGUAUUAAUAUUAAUUAUAUAUAUGGCUAUAAGUAUAUUUUCUACAUUAAUUCUUUACAGAUUACAAAUAUCAAUUAAAUUGUGAAAAGUAUACAAAAAUUGUAAUAAGCCAAUUUUCAUGAAUUUCCCGUUUUUUAAAUAGAAUUUUUGAUAGUUAUACAGAAAAUAUUAUUUUUUCAUAUUUGUUUCUAUAUCGCUAAAGAUAAUUAUAUAAUUUAUAUCUAAACACAUGUACAGAGAACUAUUUUUUAUUAUAAAUUAUGUUAUUUCUUAUAUAG
This is a messenger RNA of Cataglyphis hispanica, 1912 nucleotides long. RefSeq lists its product as uncharacterized. The record is from RefSeq and is a predicted model, not a curated record. Bases 160 to 1719 code for a protein of 519 amino acids. Gene Ontology annotation, cellular component: endoplasmic reticulum; membrane. The transcript has 2 exons. Gene Ontology annotation, molecular function: glucosaminyl-phosphatidylinositol O-acyltransferase activity. Lineage: Eukaryota; Metazoa; Arthropoda; Insecta; Hymenoptera; Formicidae. Gene Ontology annotation, biological process: protein localization to plasma membrane; GPI anchor biosynthetic process.